Molecule: messenger RNA, 2403 nt
Organism: Stylophora pistillata
Lineage: Eukaryota; Metazoa; Cnidaria; Anthozoa; Scleractinia; Pocilloporidae
Source: RefSeq, a predicted model, not a curated record
CGUGUGAAUGGGGGUUUCGCCUGGUUCGUGUCGCAAUCUUUGCUUGGUCUCAGCAGGUCACUACGCACAGACACGCAAAUUACGUAAAAAAUGGAGAAAGGGAAGUUGAUAGUCAAACUGUAUCGAAAACUAAGCGCAAAAUCAUCUACUUUGCACGAGGCUCAGAUGCAAAGUUUGCGAUUCGAUUAAUUAGCGUAAUUGGCGAAAUUAUUUCUUCUACUUCAACAACAAAAGUUGGCUAAAGCAAUGGCUACGUCGUCAUCCGUGAUAAUACUAAUGCCAGUUACUCUUUACAGACGAAAAAGCUGACCAACGCUUGAAGUUCUUCCCAUUUAAUAAAACAUCUCUUGAAAAAGACGUAUCAGUACCUACCAAACAGAGUUGUACCUUUUACUACGGAGAUAAGUUUUUUGUCCAGUAUCUCGAUUGUGAAGGUUCAUGGAAACCGAUUACAUCAUCAAAUGUCCUCAGUACAAUAGAGUUGACCCCCGGUUGGUCAACUACCGUUCUUAAGAUGAGGAUCAAAGAUGGAUCGACACUUUUUGCAAAGUUAACAGCUGGACAGCUCGUAAGAGUUCCGAUACAAUGUCGUCGAGCAAACUCUACGGCUGAUCUCUCAAGCUCUUGCAUCGUGUUCAUGAGCCACGGACAAGUUGAAUGUCCAUACCCUAAGCCAACUCAUGCACCAAGCUUCAAUCGGGCUACUCUACCAGCACCAGUUCUAGGAAGACUAAAUUCCACAGCAACACUUCCACCUAUAAAGACGACAACUGCAAAUACGAUAACUAUGGCCGUAACUACUGAAGGCCCUCAUCCAAAGACGGAGACCACGCAACCGCCACCGACUGAGCGGGUAACAACUCAGGGCGAGACGACACAGACGUCAACGACCCAGAGCGAAAGAACUCUGCCACCUCAAACUGAGCAGCCGACACAAGGGGAGACGGCACAAAGAAAGCAGAGCAAAAAGAACACUUACAUUAUCGCUGGAUCUGUAGCUGGAGGAAUUCUCUUAAUAGCCUUAAUACUGCUCAUCUUGUGGCGUUGCAACAGUCCCAAGAAACGAUCAAGUUCGCAUCAUCGUUUAGAAGGGUCAAUCUCCCACCCAGUAUCUCAUAUGAGUCGACUCUCAAUUCCAGUCUAUACGGACGCUUCUUAUCUUUCUCCAUUGGGGACCUUCGACGAAAGGACGAGGAGCUUGGAUAACCCCGUUUAUCGCGGAAGCUCAGAAGGGCUAUUUGUGCCGGGCUUAGACAUGAAACGAGGGUCUAUCUACUCAGAUAAUUACCCCACAAGCCCCCCUCCUAGGCCUCCACCAGGAUCUUCAAAGCGCGGUAGCAUGAACGAACAAAACAACCCAGCUUUGUCGCUGAGAGAAGAUUAUGUUACAAUGAAUCCACUGUAUGAAGGACAAGUGAUGCACCACAAGGAUCUUGAAGAACUGAACUGUAGCGACUUUGGAGUGAGCGCUGACCAAGUUGUUCUCGAUACGAGAAAAGAUCCUGAAGAGUUCAACGACGACACCUAUGACUGUCCAGGAGAUAUCCUGAAUGCUAGAUCCGAAGCAAGAGCAUCACCGAUCCCCGUUUUUUAUGCUCUGGACGAAUCAUACCCAGACAGCAUCUCUAACACUUUCCACAGAGACAGCACUUUUAGAGGGCGCCCUGAUGGGCACAUGUAUGAUGAGCCUGAAGGCGACCUUAGGAGAAGGCCCUAUAUUGUUAUGGACAACCAGAGAGGUGUACUCUACUCUCAUGACUAUGACGAACCACCCCGCGAUGAGGAACUGCUUAGUGUCCGCAGGUUAAGUUCUCCAACUCAUGGCAUCUUGAAGACUGGGAACGGAUCGCCAAGCACAAGAUACCUCCCUCAAUCGGGGCACUGAGCAUAAUAAUUAAAAUGACCUCGACCAGACAACUUAUUUGAAAGCUGAAGCCUUCAGCAGAGUAUUUUUUUCUUGAUACUAACCCAAUUGCCCAAGAGGACCUACAGAAUAGCAUAGUAUGAGUUAAAUCAUAAAUAGCCCAUACGUAAUUCAUAUAAUUACUGAGACCUGAAUUUUGUCAGGCUUGUAAAAUUCCAAGAAAAACCACUUCCCGCCCGACCCUGGUAGAAAUCUUCCAAACAAAACUGAUAUAAGCAUUAGAAGAUGAGAACUCUCUACUUCUUCUUUUGGGGUUCCGCUUCGCCCAGACAAUGUGUGAGCUAACAAUUAGACUGUAUUCUUGUAUAGGAUUUGAUUUAUGAUUUACAAGAUUUGCCGACAGGCAGGGACACCGCAACAGCUUUGCGCCAAUCACUACGGGCCCAGUAACCCACCCAACCUACAGAGGAGGACAUCCAUUUAUUCGUCCCUAUCCGAGAAGACUAGAAUAUCUAACCUUUUCUUGAUAUUAUAGAAAG